Blumeria graminis f. sp. triticale is the source of this 1152-nucleotide messenger RNA. Lineage: Eukaryota; Fungi; Ascomycota; Leotiomycetes; Helotiales; Erysiphaceae. The record is from the annotation of a GenBank genome assembly.
AUGUCAUCGGGCCGGCUACAGGGCUUCGUCCAGCGCGGCGGGCGUGCCGGCUCUCCCUUCACGACGGAUCGUAAGGCGGCGCAGAACUUAAAGUUUCCGCCACGCCCACCGUCCGCGGCGCCGGCGCCUCCCAAUUACUCUAGCGUGGGCGGUGCGCCCAACACACACGUGAGCCAAAGCUUUACUCGGCCGACGCCAGCAAGCCCCGGCCCCUUUAAUGACGGCUUUCCGUCGCGUGCACUCGAUUCCUCAGUUGACUCAGACUUCGACCGUACCAAGACUGAUCUCGCUGGCCACGAUGCAUAUGGCGUGAGUCCGGUCGCAGCUGAUCCCUGGGACGCCGCUGCCGCCUACGUCUCCUCACCAGCCGACUCCUUACCCGAGCCGGUACGUUACCUCGCGUCUCGGCCACCAUCCGAGCCAGCACCCUUGCGGGGACCCAAAACGGGUCGCUUCCAGGCCCGCGACAGUCACAGUCUCGAGAUGCGCCUGAGCCCCGGGGAACCGAAACGCCCGCACUCAGAUCCUGGCCUCUCCGACCCAGAUCCCGAGGCCGACGCCGCUCUUCGUGCCCCCGAUACUCCCCGCAGUCCGACACCCACACGCGCGAAGCUCUCGCGCAUCACAAAGCCGGUAGUCGCCGCAGGCUCACCGCAGCACCUCGCCCAUGUUAGCGCUGACUACGAUGACGAGGCGCUCCAACGCAUGACCUACGCCGAACUUGAAGCUCAGACCUGGGAGGAAGCGGCGCCACGCAAACCGUUUGUCUACCCGCGCGAGCUCCGCGCGCCCGGCACACCACUCGAGAGUAAAAUUAACUACUAUUUAGCGGCCGCACCGCCGACGCCUGGCGCUGCUGCCAAAGCUGCCGAGGCCUUCUUUGAGCAACUCUCGAGUCCAGAGUGGGAUGAGGCUGGUGAGAUAUUUAUGGAUAAGUUUAGUGCGCUCAUGCGACAGCUUCAGGCAAAACGGCGUGAGAAGCGACGCAUCGCUGAAGCUUACGAACGCGAGGUCAAGCAGCGCGAGCGCUCUAUUCGCCAUCGUACCCUAAGACUCGAGCAGAAGCUGCAGAAAAUGCGCGCAAGCGGCGAGAGCAUGCUAGGAGCACCGAGGGACACCAGCAGCAAGAUAGCGGCCACGAAGGGUAAUUGA